AUGUUCGUUGGCCGAUGGGUCUACAGCAAGGGGAGUAGCAUUGAUAGUCUUAUUCAUUCUGAAUUAAUACGGAAACGAAGUGAAGGGGAGGAGGGUGUCACAUCCACCUCUUUUGGCUGUGUGUUGUUUCUUAAAGAUGAUAUUGUAGAAUGUCUACAAGAAGAAAAGCCAACAUGUUGCCUCCCGUGCACUGAGGGAGAUCUUCUUGACGCUGUAGUGCAAUGGGCACGUGGUGGUAAGGCUUCACUGAGUGAAAAUUCUUUGCCUCACACAUAUCAGGGGCGUUCUUCUUUUCCCUCCACCACUUCAGGGCCAUGGACGGUAAUCGAGCGCUGUAUUGGAGAUCCCUGUAGUUUUGGUGUAAUUGCUGGGUUUGUUUUUCGACACGCCUUGAGUUUAGAUAAUGGUGAUAAUGGUACUGGAGAAAAUAUCAAUGGUAACCCUCAGCAAUAUAGUUGUGGAGGUGGUUUUUUGUGGGAGUGGUGUGAAUUGAUAAACUGCGCCAGCAUCUCUCAGCUCUCACUUUAUAUGGACUCGGUAAUAGUGGCCAAGAACGGGGAAGUUGCGUGA
Trypanosoma theileri is the source of this 570-nucleotide messenger RNA. RefSeq lists its product as uncharacterized. The transcript has a single exon. The coding region runs from base 1 to 570 and encodes 189 amino acids. The record is from RefSeq and is a predicted model, not a curated record. Lineage: Eukaryota; Euglenozoa; Kinetoplastea; Trypanosomatida; Trypanosomatidae.